AUGCCUGCGGGCGCCCUUCAUGUCGGCUUCUCGCUGUGGUUGGCUACCUUGUGUGACUGUACCAGUCUUCUUCCGCGCAGCCUUCGGCUGACAGGCGCCGCCGUGGAGGCCGAGCCGCGGCCGCGAGCGGCGCGGCCGCCGCCGAACCGCUCGGCCCUGCUGGCGGUGGAGGCCGGCCGGCUCGGCCCGCGGCGGCCGGGGCAGCUGGACAGCCUGUACCCGCGGGCGCGCCACGCGGCCUGCGGGGCGCCCCGCGCGGCCGACUCGGGCAGCCGCGCGGGGGAACGGUGCCCCGCGGCGUGCCCGCUGUACCAGGAGGACCUGCAGGGCGGCGGCGCCCGCGGCUGCGUCUUCCGAUGCGUGGAGAGCUCCGCCCAGGCGUGCGCUGCCGCGAAUCCGGGGGCGACCGUGGCGGACCCCGAGUGGGGCAUCUGCCGCUCCUGCUGGGUCGAGGGCUGCCAGCGCUGCGCCGGGGACGGCACGGACCGGUGCGCCGAGUGCGCCAUCUCGUUCCAGCUGGUGGGCGGCAGGUGCGUCGGCAGGUACGGCUGGGUGUGGAAGGCUGCCGCCGCCGUGGCGGCGUGCCUCGUUCUGGUCCUCGCCCUGUGGGUCGCCAACCUCAGGGGCCGCCCAGUGACCAACCCCUACGCCGUGGACAUCGGGGUUCGUGUUGUGUCGUCGUCGCCGUCGCUGGUGUACUGGAAGUGCUUGCUAGUGAUCAAGGGGUCGGUCACGGUGACAAGGUUGUGGCUCUUCAGGUGGUGUAGUUCGUGGGGGGCGGUUGUCGUGAUCGGUCCGACGUUCAUCCGGCAGGCCGUGCCGUUGGCGAUGCACGUGUACAUGAGGAAGAUGGCGUCCCGUAUCUUCGCGUGGACUUUGAGCGAGCGCGUCAUAGUGACUGGCAUCCCCAUGUCCGUGUACUGCUGCUGCGACUUCGUCGGUAACUUCGUCAGGCCCUGCAGCUCGUCCAAGUUUGGAAAGCGCCAGUUGUUCUUCGAGCUCGUAGAUGCUGGCGAAGCUGCGGGCGCGGACGUCGGCGAGCGCCUGCCCGGGGAGCGCGCGGCCGAGGUUCCCGCCGCGGUCGACGACAGUGCCGGCACGCCGGUGGAGGUGCAGCGGAGCGCGAGCGCGGAGAGCUACGGCUUCGCCGCGGGCUCGGGCGAGCUCCACGCCGACCAGCCGCCGGGCCCCCCAGCGCGCGGCGCUGCCGUCACGGCCGAGCCCAGCUACGGGCGGCUGUCGUACGCGGACUCCUACGGCUCGCCCCGCUGGGCUCCUGCGCGCUCGGACUCGUCCGGCUCCGGGGCCUCGGGCGACGCGGCGCGGAGGGACCCCCGAUCCAUCAUGGGCAAGGCCGAGCAGUGCAAGGACGAGUUCGCGUCGACGCGGCGCAUGUGGCCGCUGUCCACGAACCUGUGCAAGCAGGACGUGGCGGGCCCCGGCGUCAUCCUCAGCUUCAACUUCCAGGCGGGGGUGAUGCUCUGGGGGCUGGCGGUGGCGGUGUUGUGGGCUGCCAUGGCCUUCCUCAUCGACACGGACCUGCUGCGCAUGGGCACGCGGUCGGCCUCAACGCCGCGCGACCAGUGCAUCGUGAUGGCGUGGGGCUUCGAGACGCAGCGCCGCCUGAUGUGGGCGAAGGUGCUGUUCUUGGCCUUCGUCUACGCUCUCAGCUCUGGCGGCGCGCUGCUGCACAGCGUCAGGCAGCUGCGCGCCUUCCAGCGCAUCGACGAGGUGGAGACGACCCACAGGGACUACGCCGUCAAGCUCUCGGGCAUACCAGCCAUGGACCCCAGCCGGUUCGUCGAGGAGGAGCUCAAGGACCUGCUGGAGAGCGCCACCAGGAAGCCCGCCGUGGGAGUCUCGGUGUGUUGGUGCAUCAAGAGCCAGAGCCAGUCGGACCUGCUCAACGGCACCAUCGCCUUUGAUCUUCAGGAGCGCGAGGAGGCGGUGACCGGCAUCAAGCCCGACGAGGGCGGGGACUCUCCGGCGGCGCACCAGGAGCGGACGCUCGUAGACCGGCUGUUCGCCAGCAUCGAGUCCGCUUUCGUCCAAGAGGGGUUCCAGAGGAUCCUGAGGAAGGGGAAGUCUCGGCAGAAGGGCCUCCAUGGGCAGCCGCGUCGCAGGCGCGAGCUCCCUCCGCAAGGCCCGCGCCUGCCGGUGCACGAAGACGCCGACUACCCCGUCCGAGACGAGUCUGCGCAGAGUCUGGGCGGGGUGGUCGUCGAGGAGCUGCUGGGCAUGUCGCACUCUGGAGAAGCCUGGGCCGUGUUCAACACGCAGGCGGAUAGGGACGAGGCCGUGGAAGCGGUCGCGAGCGCUCGCGGCAUCGAGUUCGAGGGCAGCGUGAUCACUCUUGAGAAAGCGGCGCUGGAUCCCGAUUCGAUCCUCUGGGAAAACAGUGGUUUCCUGAACUCCACGAGCGAUCUCGUCAUGAAACUGGCCGUGGGCGGUGGCGUCGUGAUGCUAUCGUUGGCGGUAUGGGUAGUGGCGUUCUUCGGGCCGUACGCUUACUUCGUGACCAACGCAACGUACACGUACGGGCAGGAGCCCAGCAACACGGAGGUGUUUGUGUUCUCAGGGGUCGUCAUUGCGGGCAACGCCCUCAUGUGCUUGGUAUGCAGCGAGGUAUCUGACUGGGUCGGGUUCCACACGACGGACGCCCGCGAGGUCUGCAACAUGCUGCUCUAUCCACGCGCGGUGGCGGACAACUUAGCGUGCGUUGUCCAGGUGGUCCUCGACCUCGCCAUCACCUACAGCAUCUCGUACCUACGGCUUGUGGGAAGGGAGAUCCGGACCUACGACGGGACGCCCCUUUCGGAGCUCCCCACGUUCGUGGAGAGGAUCGAGGCCUACCCGAUGCAGCAGGAGCUCGGAAGAGAGGUCUACAUGUUUGCGUGGCCGGCCACCUUCCUCCUGCCCUUCCUGAUCGAGCCCCUGAUCACCGUCUACGUGCCCUUCAAGCUGAUGGAGUACAUUGUACGGAGCCACAGGGAGAUCACUUACACCACCGCAGAGGCAUACGCACCUGCUUGUUACUUCUCCACGAUGCAGGUGGCUCCUGACAAAUUCAAUACGUAA
Messenger RNA from Prorocentrum cordatum, 3078 nucleotides. The record is from the annotation of a GenBank genome assembly. Lineage: Eukaryota; Dinophyceae; Prorocentrales; Prorocentraceae.